AUGUCCGGCAAUCCAUACCAGCAGAACCCCUACCAAUCGGGGCCAUCGCAAGAGUACGGGUAUGGGAAUCAGCAACAAAAUCCCUACGCCCAGGACCAGCAGCAGUACGGACAGUAUGAGAUGCAGGACCUCGGAAACAAUGGUUAUGCCGAGCCCACAACCCUAUCCCAGUCGGAAUUCCUGAACCGAGUCCAGAAGCUUCGCACCGACAUUAAGGGCCUCACCGGCGACAUCGACUUGAUUGCGCAACUCCACCAGCGCACUCUCAGUGGAACCGAUGGGCAGGUCAGGGAUCAGCUCGAGCAGGUCGUUACCCAGACCCAGAUUCGCAACACGGCGAUCAAGGACGGCAUCAAGGGCCUUGAGCGAGACCUUUCCAAGACGACCGACAGCUCCCGCAACACCAAGAACACCCAGCUCCAGUCGCUCAAGACAUUCUUCAAGUCCGAGCUUGACAAGUAUCAAAGCAUUGAGCGCGACUAUCAAAAUAAGUUCCGCGAACAAAUCGCUCGCCAGUACCGCAUCGUAAACCCAGAUGCCACCGAUGAGGAGGUUCAGCAGGCCACCGAGGCCGAUUGGGGCAAUGAGGGUGUCUUCCAGACAGCGCUUCGCACAAACCGAACUGGCCAUGCUAGCUCUAUUCUUGGCAACGUUCGCGCCCGCCACAAUGAGUUGCAGCGCAUCGAGCAGACCUUGGUGGACCUCUCUGCUCUGUACGCCGACCUCGCCAGCAUGGUUGAGCAACAGGAUGAGGUAGUCGCUGUUGCCGAGCACAACGCCCAGGAUACCGUCGUCAACAUGGAGAAAGGAAACGAACAGGUGGAAGUAGGCAUCAAGCAUGCUCGCAACACCCGCAAGCUCAAGUGGUGGUGCCUGGGUAUCACCGUGCUCAUCAUCAUCAUCGUCGUCGUCGCCGUCGUGGCCUGGUACUUCACUGUCGGCCCCGGCGCGAACAAGAACAAGUAA
Clonostachys rhizophaga is the source of this 966-nucleotide messenger RNA. NCBI's taxonomy places the organism in Eukaryota, Fungi, Ascomycota, Sordariomycetes, Hypocreales, Bionectriaceae. The record is from the annotation of a GenBank genome assembly.